Arachis ipaensis is the source of this 2124-nucleotide messenger RNA. The record is from RefSeq and is a predicted model, not a curated record. Lineage: Eukaryota; Viridiplantae; Streptophyta; Magnoliopsida; Fabales; Fabaceae.
AUGCCGUUUGGUCUGAAAAAUGCGGGGGCGACGUACCAGAGGCUGAUGAACAAAAUAUUCAGCGAUCUUAUCGGCAAGACGGUGGAAGUCUACGUGGACGAUAUCCUUGCAAAAACCGCCCGACCCGACGACCUCAUAAGCGACCUAGAGAAUGUGUUCGCAUCCUUCCGACAACACGACAUGAGGCUUAACCCGCUUAAGUGCGCCUUUGCCAUGGAGGCCGGGAAGUUCCUGAGGUUCAUGAUAACCCAAAUGGGAGUGGAAGCCAACCCCGAAAAGUGCCAAGCGAUACUCCAUAUGAGGAGUCCAGGUUGCAUCAAAGACGUUCAGCGGCUGGCGAGAAGGCUCACUGCGAUGUCCCAAUUCCUCGGUGCGUCGGCAACAAAGGCCCUACCCUUCUUCAACCUGAUGAAGAAGGGAAUAGCGUUUGAAUGGACCCCUGCAUGCGAAGAGACAUUCAACCACUUUAAAGAAAUUCUGGCAGCACCCCCUGUGCUCGGGAAGCCCAGAACCGGAGAAUCGCUCUACCUAUACCUAGCCAUAACAGAAGAAGCUCUUGCAGCGGUGCUGGUGCGAGAAGAAGGAAAGACCCAACAACCGAUCUACUUCGUAAGUAGAGCGUUGCAAGGGGCAGAACUUAGGUACAGCAAGCUGGAGAAACUGGCACUAGCGCUCUUGAUCUCCUCCUGCAGACUACGACAAUACUUCCAGGAUCACCAGGUGGUCGUGAGAACGGACCAGGGGAUCUGUCAGGUGCUCCAAAAACCUGAUUUGGUGGGGAGGAUGAUGACCUGGGCCAUCGAACUAUUCCAAUACGAUAUGAGCUACGAGCCCCGACACGCAAUUAAGGCACAAGCAAUGACGGACUUCCUAGUGGAAGUAACCGAAAAUCCAACCGAGGACACGGGCACACGGUGGAAGCUCCAUGUGGAUGGAGCUUCCAACCAGACAUCUGGAGGUGCCGGGAUCAUCCUAGAAAGCCCAGCCGGAGUCAUUUACGAACAAUCGGUUAAGUUCGAGUUUCCCGUAUCAAACAACCAAGCAGAAUACGAAGCCCUUCUGGGGGGCUUGAUCCUAGCUCGGGAGGUCGGGGCCACAAGGUUGGAAGUAUGCAGCGACUCGCAGAUCGUCACCACGCAAGUAAAUAAAAGCUACCAAACCAGAGACUCACUGCUGCAAAAAUACUUGGAAAGGGUCAAAGAGCUGAGCGCACAAUUUGAGGAGGUCACGGUCCAGCACGUCCCAAGGAAAAGGAACACACGAGCAGACCUCCUAUCCAAGCUGGCAAGCACAAAACCUGGUACUGGCAACUGCUCCCUCAUUCAAGGCAUCACGAAAGAACCUGCGGUUGCCUUACACCUGACCAAGACGAGCCCCUCUUGGAUGGACCCCAUCGCCGAUUUCUUGAAAAAUGGCAAACUCCCUGGGAAUGAGAAGGAAGCCAAAGCGUUGAGAAGGGAGGCUGCCAAAUACACGGUGAUAACCCGGUUCGGCAUCUCGGAGGUCGUCAUUUCGGAUAACGGGACGCAGUUCAGUGACAAGAAGUUUGCAGAGUUUCUCACCGGCUUGGGGAUAAAACAGAAGUUCUCCUCGGUUGAACAUCCCCAGACAAAUGGACAAGUGGAGUCCGCAAAUAAGGUCAUCUUAUUAUGUCUCAAGAAGCGUCUAGACAGCAAAAAAGGCGCAUGGGCCGAUGAGCUCGCCUCGGUCCUCUGGUCCUACCGAACAACUGAGCAAAGCUCCACAGGGAAAACCCCCUUUCGCCUAACAUACGGGGUCGAUGCGGUAAUACCCGUGGAGAUCGGUGAGCCGAGCCCGCGGUUACUUCUCGCGGGAGUAGAAGAAGUGGUGGACAAAGACCUGGUAGACGAGGUCAGAGAAAUGGCCCACUUGUCAGAGGUAGCGCUGAAACAAAGAAUAGCCCUACAUUACAACACCAAGGUCCUCAGAAGGGAAUUCGAGGAAAGAGACCUCGUCCUGCGACGCAACGACGUCGGGCUACCAACCCCAGGAGAAGGAAAGUUGGCGCUAAUGACUAAUGUUUACUUGUCUGAAUUCUUCAAUCUACUAAUCCCCAAUACGUAUCCCACACAAUUGCGUUCUUCAACAACAAUCCGGGACUGA